Messenger RNA from Xylaria bambusicola, 2000 nucleotides. RefSeq lists its product as uncharacterized. Gene Ontology annotation, cellular component: endoplasmic reticulum. Gene Ontology annotation, molecular function: 3-beta-hydroxysteroid dehydrogenase [NAD(P)+]/C4-decarboxylase activity; 3-beta-hydroxy-Delta5-steroid dehydrogenase (NAD+) activity. The transcript is spliced from 3 exons. Gene Ontology annotation, biological process: ergosterol biosynthetic process. The record is from RefSeq and is a predicted model, not a curated record. Lineage: Eukaryota; Fungi; Ascomycota; Sordariomycetes; Xylariales; Xylariaceae. Bases 280 to 1773 code for a protein of 497 amino acids.
UGUCAAGAAUGUUGGUAAUCCUCAAAAGGUAACGUAUUCGGUUUCGCGAAACACAAUAUGUAGAAGAGAAAAUAUCGAGUUGGUUUAUCAACGCCGUCGGCCGGAAACCCGAGACUCUCAACGCGUGUGCGUGUGAGAAACGUCACAACUAGAAAUCGUAGAAUCAUCACCAAGGUACUCCGGCCGACGCAGUGCACCACCAAGACACAACAUCCCAUUCUCCCGAAAGCCAUUGUCAAAAUAUUUCACCGUGACAUAAAAUCCCUUCAAACUUUCAUCAUGCUCAGCAAAGACAAUUGGGUCCUCUGGGGCUUUGUGAGCAUUGCCCUUGUGCUCGCUUAUCUCGUGCGUGUAAAUCGGCAGUUGAGCGGGACACCAGAGGAAGUGAGACGGCUGUCCGGAUCACGAUGGACGCCCGAACUCCUUAAGAAGACGUACGAGAGACUCCAGCAGCAUCCUAUUGACUACACGCACAAGCUGCCGCCGAAGCUGGAUCGCAGAUAUAUCGUCACUGGCGGGUCUGGCCUCGUGGGCGGGUAUAUCGUGCUACAGCUCAUAGCGCGCGGGACACCGCCGACGCACAUCCGCAUCCUAGACAUCCGGCGGACAGAGCGCAGUGACAUGCAAUCCGGGCCGGCCUUAGAUGUCGAUUUCGCCCAGACGGACAUCACAUCCCGCGCAUCCGUCGACGCCGCAUUCGCUCGCCCGUGGCCCAAGUCCGCCGCCAACCUACCGCUGUCGGUGUUUCACACGGCGGCAGUCAUUCUAACGUCCGAUCGGUCGGCGCACUCGUACGCGUUCCCUGAAUCGGUGAACGUCAAAGGCACCGCCAACCUCCUAGCCGCCGCGAAAGCGGCAGGGGCCUCCGUCUUCAGCGCCACGUCCUCGGCGAGCAUCUCGAUCCGGUCCGUCGGCGCGUGGGUUGCGCCGUGGGCGAGGGAGCCGAGGGGUUUCUUCCAGGUGCUCGAUACGCGGGACUUCGAGCUGCCGCUGCGAGAGCGCUCGGGGUAUUUCGGCAAUUAUCCGGCUAGCAAGGCGGUCGCCGAACGCUUUGUUUGCGAAGCGGAUCGAGAGGGCUUUCGGACGGGUGCUAUCAGGCCUGCGAAUGGCGUCUAUGGAAAUCCCACGGAUAACACGGUUGGAGACCCGCUAAGCAGAGCUGUUAUGCCUACGUGGGUUAAUCACAUUGUGCAAAGCUUCGUGCACGGCGCCAAUGUGGCGAUAGCACACUUGCACCACGAGGCGGCGCUGCUCCAGCCGUCAGCAUCGUCACAUUCGGGCCGGCCAUUCGUAGUAACCGAUCCGAACCCCCCAAUCUCUUAUGCAGAUCUAUACUCGGCUAUCAGGGUGCUAUCGUGUCAUUCCUUCACCACAUUGUCCUUACCGCCAGUUCUUAUGCUGGUCCUAUCACACAUGGUUGAGUUUUACAUGGACCUACCAUUCCUCCCAUUUCCAUUUUCCGUCCUUGGCAAGCUGUUGCCGCCGUUGCAAGGCGACGUGCGGCAUUUGAAGCCCGGGCUUUUUUCCAUUUGCACGCACUUAAUCGCUUCUAACUCCGACGUGAGCAAGCCUUUAGCUGAGGGCGGUUUGGGCUACGAGGGCGUAAUGACUACCCUCGAGGGCAUGGUUCUCGAGGUUCUCGAGUGGAAUCGGGAGCAUGACCAUCUGGGCGAGGGCGAGAGGAAGAAGACGAGAAAGGCGUAUACGACGUCGGUUUCGCUCGCUGAGACGAUUCGGAAACUUGGUACCGUUGGACCGCAGGUUGCGGCGUAGUCGGACCUGAGAAGAAUGAGAACCCAGACAGCAUGAAACAGAUAAAACAGGACUAGAUAGGGGUUGUGUAGAAAGUCUACGCGUGUUUUUCUGUAUAUCCAUUGCGUUGCAUUGUAUGUAUAUAUAAGACAAAGAUUCAAGACAAGAGUCAUAUACUAGUUUCUUGUCAUUUUGCAUGUGUAGUGGUUGACAAAAUCCAUGGAUUGAGAAAACCUUCCCAUCAUGUA